This is a messenger RNA of Podarcis muralis (Common wall lizard), 2582 nucleotides long. RefSeq names its product monoamine oxidase B (gene MAOB). Gene Ontology annotation, cellular component: mitochondrion. Gene Ontology annotation, molecular function: primary methylamine oxidase activity; flavin adenine dinucleotide binding. The record is from RefSeq and is a predicted model, not a curated record. NCBI's taxonomy places the organism in Eukaryota, Metazoa, Chordata, Lepidosauria, Squamata, Lacertidae.
UGCGUGGUGGAGGGAGCGUAAUGCAUCCUUCUGUUUGCUCUUUAGGUCUGUCAGCAGCCAAGUUGCUGUUUGACUCGGGAUUGAGUGUUGUGGUCCUGGAAGCCCGUGACAGGGUUGGAGGCAGAACAUUCACGGUCAGAAAUAAGCAUGUCAAAUAUGUGGACCUGGGAGGGGCAUACGUGGGGCCAACACAAAACCGUGUCUUGCGACUAUCUAAGGAGCUGGGACUAGAGACCUAUAAAGUGAAUGAAGUAGAACAUCUCAUUCACCAUGUCAAGGGCAAAUCUUAUCCGUUCAAAGGCCCUUUCCCUCCAAUGUGGAAUCCCAUUGCCUAUUUGGAUUACAACAAUUUGUGGAGGACAAUGGAUGAAAUGGGGAAGGAGAUUCCCAAUGAAGCGCCAUGGAAGGCGCCCCAUGCAGAGGAAUGGGACAAAAUGACUAUGCAAGAAUUGAUAGACAAAGUGUGCUGGACAAAUGCUGCCAGGCGAUUUGCUACUCUGUUUGUCAAUGUCGAUGUUACCUCUGAGCCCCAUGAGGUCUCCGCUCUGUGGUUCCUGUGGUAUGUUAAACAGUGCGGUGGGACAUCCAGGAUAUUUUCAACAACCAAUGGAGGCCAGGAGAGGAAAUUCAUUGGAGGUUCUGGCCAAAUUUGUGAGAAGAUCAUGGAAUAUCUAGGAGAGCUGGUUAAACUAGAGAAGCCUGUUACCUCCAUUGAUCAGACUGGUGAAAGUGUCAUUGUGGAGACACUGGAUCAUGAAACAUACGAGGCCCGGUAUGUUAUUAGUGCCAUCCCUCCAGCACUUUGCAUGAAGAUUCACUUUAACCCACCGUUGCCUUCCAUGAGGAAUCAGUUGAUCAGCCGGGUUCCUAUGGGAUCAGUCAUCAAAUGCAUAGUAUACUACAAGGAAGCAUUCUGGAGGAAAAAAGAUUAUUGUGGCACCAUGAUAAUUGAAGAUGAAGAUGCAGCUAUUGGUUUGACACUAGAUGACACUAAACCCGAUGGAAGUUUUCCAGCAAUAAUUGGUUUUAUCCUUGCUCGGAAAUGCAGAAAAUUAACUCACCUCACCACGGAGGAAAGGAAAAGAAGGAUCUGUGAGCUCUAUGCAAAGGUGUUGGGAUCCCAGGAAGCCUUGCAUCCAGUGCACUAUGAAGAGAAGAACUGGUGUGAAGAACAGUAUUCUGGGGGAUGCUAUACAGCCUAUUUCCCACCAGGGAUAAUGACUCAGUUUGGAAGGAUAAUUCGUGAGCCAGUUGGGAGAAUCUUCUUUGCAGGCACCGAGACGGCUUCAGAAUGGAGCGGCUACAUGGAAGGUGCAGUGCAGGCUGGAGAGAGAGCUGUCAGAGAGAUAUUGCACUCAAUGGGGAAGAUUUCGGAAGCAGAAAUUUGGAAGCCAGAACCAGAAUCACUCGAUGUCCCAGCCCUGCCAAUCACUACCACCUUUUGGGAAAGGAACUUGCCUUCUGUACCUGGACUCCUCAAGUUGUUUGGCUUCUGUGCUCUCUUGACAUCAGCGACUGCAGUUGGGCUCUGCACAUUUAAACGGGGACUUCUGGUGAAAAACUGAAAAUCGAUCUGAGAAUCUAAUAAGAAUUGGCAGAUGUGUGUGCAUUUUCACUAUCGUUUUACUCUUGCCCAGGUAGUGAUGAAUGCAAUUCUCAAUUAUCCCAUGUAUUUCUCCUAUGAAACUUUAUCUUGCAAAAGGGUCCAAUAUGUAUUUCUGAGGCCAGUACAAAGUGGGCUGCUGUUGUUAUUAUUAUUAUUUUGGUUAUUUUUUUAAAGUGGUCUGGUGGAGCCCAGUGUAUUGCCAUGACAUUUUCCUUUUUUACAAAAAUCAACUACUAUGUUGAUCUCACCACAGUGGCAAAGCAAAAAUCAUUGCACAGUGGGAGAAAAGUAGUUGAUCGAACAUUUCCAUUGCCUCCAAAUGUUUUGGGAGAAUGAUAAUUAAAUGAAGAGAUUAUACGAGAGAAUAAAUUCCAGGAUCAACAUUCUACACAAAUUUAGGGGUCUAUUUCUUCAGAAGUACUUUUUGGUUUCUGUUCUUGGGGUUUAUUUUUUUGCAGAGAUUGGGGUUGUCAAAAAGCUGGAAGGGGUCUCUUUUUUUUGAGGAAUUCCACUCCAUGGCACAUUUUCUAGAACCCAUAGGCAAACUACUAUUCGACCAUGUGUUAACUCCAAGAAUGCAAGAGCAGUUACACCUGAGUGAACCCAACAAAUGAAAACACACAUUUUUAAGGCUUGAGUUAUGUGUUUGCAAAUAUUUUAUUUUACAUGGCCAAGCCUUAACCUGGUCAUUAAAAAUACUAGGACCAGAUUAAAGUGUGCAAGGGGGUUGGGGGGCAUUGAUGCUGUUGGGACUCCUGGUUAGACACCCUCCCCCUUGUCACUUCCUGCCUUUGACUUGUGGCAUUAUGAAGAACUAGGAAUGGAGGAAAAGUGUAAAUCACUACACACUCAGAUUUGGACUUUCUGAAACAGUAUAUGAAUCGAAGCACAGUUCCCUGCAUUUUUGUGGUGCACUUGUCCAAUCAAGCAAUGUUCACAAUAAUGCAGAUAUUAGGAGGAAGAUAUUAGUAAAAAA